AAAUUGUACUUUAAUAAAUAUACACUAAUUUAUUCCCUUACUCAUCAGUUUGGUCCUUUGCUUGUUAUGCCCAUAGCAGGUGAAUUAUGUGAGAGUACAUUUGGUUGGACAGCAGUCUAUCACAUAUUUGGAAGUGUUUCAAUUUUCUUCUUUAUUUUAUUUUGCUUAUUUUUUCGAGAUUCUCCUAAUGAACAUUUUUUAACAACCGAAUUGGAAAGACGAUUAAUCGGAGAUGGCAAAAAACAAAUUUUUGAAGCAGACAAGAACAGCGGAAAUGUUCCUUAUUUAAGAAUGUUGACAGAUAUUGUUGUCUGGGGCAUUUUAAUUUCCAACCUUGGAGCCACUUUUGGCAAUCAAAUUUUUAAUCAACUUGGUCCUCAAUAUUUAAGUAAAGCAUUAGGAAUGCACCCAAAAAAUGCUGGGUUUGCUGCAGCCCUUCCCUUUUUACUUGCUGCAGCAAUAAAAAUUAUGGCUGGACCCAUUAGCGAUAAAAUUGGUAAACGACUUUCUGAGAGAACGAGAGUUAUAUUGUUUACAAGUAUAUCACAGUAUUUCAUGGCUCUACUUUUCACAGCACUAGUUUUGCUUCCCAAAGACCAAACUAUAGCAAUUCAAGCUUGUUACACUGCUGUAGCAGCGUUUUCAGGCCUAUGGCAAAUUGGGGCAGUAAAAUGCGCCCAGCUUGUAAUUAAAUUUUUAAUUAAAAAUAUUUUCUGUUUACUUAGAGUAUUCGUCAAUUUUCUGCUUCCAUAUUCUCAUGGAAUACUUUUGUUAGUUACGCAAUAG
Messenger RNA from Meloidogyne enterolobii, 786 nucleotides. The record is from the annotation of a GenBank genome assembly. Lineage: Eukaryota; Metazoa; Nematoda; Chromadorea; Rhabditida; Meloidogynidae.